Molecule: messenger RNA, 3995 nt
Organism: Lutzomyia longipalpis
Lineage: Eukaryota; Metazoa; Arthropoda; Insecta; Diptera; Psychodidae
Gene: EDTP
Product: myotubularin-related protein 14
Exons: 9
Coding region: 114-2003 (629 amino acids)
Biological process (GO): dephosphorylation
Molecular function (GO): phosphatidylinositol-3-phosphate phosphatase activity
Source: RefSeq, a predicted model, not a curated record
AAAUUAUUUGACACAGCAGGCAGUGCGCGAGUAUUCGACGUCAUAAAUCUUUUCUGCAGCAGUUUGUUGUUAAAUUUGUGCAAAAAUCGUUAUCGAGAAAAAAAACAUGCAGGAUGUCUGUUGAUGUCCAGCAAAGUGAUAUUGAGCUCCUGCUCAGGACUUUUGUGACAUCGUGCUACGUACCAACGAAGGAGGAAAAUGGGUCAAAAGAAUUCAAUCCGGUCGAAAAGUGUACGGCACUCAUGAAAUGCGACUACAAUGUGAUGGAGAUUCCCAAUGAAGAUGGGGAGCUAUGCAGCCACUACCCCAGCAAGAUAAUCAUCCCGGAAUCCGAGGCUAAUGACAACUUCAGCGAUAUGCUGAGAGCCCGGAAGCGGCCGUACAACCUCCAGAAGCUGCGUGAGACCAUCCCAAUUGCUCGUUAUGCACGAUGUCGCUCACGAUUCCCCGUUCCGGUGCUCCUCUACAAAGGGAAGCUCAUCUGUCGCUCUGCCACCAUAUCAGGAACUCCGGAGAUCUAUGGACGAUCGAGUUUCGAUUAUAUUUGGUACGGGUAUCACAUGGACUCCGCGGAAGAAGAAGCCGAAAAUGCAGCGGAGGCUCAAAAGGCAAAAGAAGCUCUGCUUGCCGAAGCAAUGCAAGAUGAGGAAGCUGAACCGGAAUCCGUCCCACGGUCAACUUCAACAGAUUGGCAACUUUGUGAUCGAGUACGGCAACAGGAUAUAAAGCUCCUCAAAGCUGUUGAUGCUGAGACAAUAAUUGAUUUUAUGGUGGAAAAGAAGAAAGUUAAAUUUGGUGUAAAUGUGACGUCGUCAGAAAAGGUGGACAAGGAGCGAAGAUAUGACGUUUUCAAAAUCAUGAGCCUUCCAUAUCCGGGAUGUGAAUUUUUCCGUGUAUUUCGGGACAAUAAUUUUAACGCUGAGGGCCUUAUUUUUAACUGGAAUCAGACCUAUGUUGAUGCUAGUAUACAUCUUCCUCCUGACGAUCAAAUCAUCACACAAUUGCCAAUUGAAUGGGCUCAGUACAAGGUUUGGGAUCUCAUAACAAUCACGCAAAACUACCUUAAACUCAUCCUUAAGUACAUUGAAGAAGGGAAUUCAGGGAUGCUGAUACACUGUAUUAGUGGAUGGGAUCGAACGCCGCUUUUUAUCUCCCUGGUGCGCCUCUCUCUGUGGGCCGAUGGGUUGAUACAUCAAUCACUCAAUCCGCUGCAGAUGCUGUACUUCACAAUUGCAUACGAUUGGUAUUUGUUUGGGCACAAUUUGCCGGAUCGUCUCAAGAAGGGCGAGGAUAUUUUCUUUUUCUGCUUCUACUUUCUCAAGUACAUCGUCCACAGUGAUUAUAGCUUGUUGGACGAGAGGGCAAAGAGUAAGGCGAGCAGUACAGGAAGCUCCACCGCUCUAUGGCCUGAGAAUGAUAGCAAACUGGAUAAUUUACUUGAGACUGAAAAUCGUGGAUCAACAUUCUCACUCAAUUCAAUAUCAAGUUGCAAAAGCAACAAUGACGAAUGUCUUAAUGGGAAUCAAAACUUUCCAUGGACAACUGUUACAAUGGAUGGGAGCGUUAUUCAGCUAGGUUCACCACCUCAUUCACCAAAUAAUUCAAAUGCCAGCAAUCGCGAAAGUGCCUAUUCUCCACCCUAUAAAAGUCGAACCAGUCCAGUUUCCGUGCCUACCAGCAAUGUAAUGCAGCGUCAGCACCAUGAUUCGUCUUCCUCCGCGUCCGUGGGCAGUUGGCAGAUGAUUUCUGGUACAGGGAGUGUGCGUUCCGUGGGUAGUGACUUUAGCGGUGCCAACAAUCCCAAUGCCAAUCACAAUGACUCCACAGCCACACUCAAAGCCAAUGGCAAACAAGCGGCCAAUGAAUUGACAAAAAUGCGAACGGAAAAAAUUGAGAAAAUCCGUGAAACAUUCUACACAAUCUACUGCACUGAGGUACCAAAUUUCAGUAAUGGCCAAUACGGCAAAGGAAUUGUUGGGAAUUUUCUUGAUACACUUUGCUAAAACAAAGAAAAAGAGAAUGGAAGUGUGGACGUAAAAACUUGCGGUUUCCCUCCUACAAAAUGAAGCCUUUCUAAUGAUAAUUCUUUUAUGUUCAACAAUGUUCCUCCUGUGGACGUUUUUUUUGUAUUUCAAUUUCUGUUAAAGACUCCCAAUUGUUCUUCCUCGACUAAAAGCAACAAAAAAGCAAUAAAUUCAACAACAAAAAAAAUACUUAAUGAGGGAAAAAAAGGAGCGGGAGAUGACUUAAAUUCUCUACUACUAACCAAUGUUUUUAUUAAUAAGAUUUGCUACUCUUUUAAACGAAAAAAAAAAAAAAAAAUGAAAUAAAAAAUCCGGAAGAAGCCCUACACUUCAGAGGGUAUUUUGGUGAAGCAGUAAAUACCAUCCAUAGCAAUCUCCUACGAGAAAACCCAUUAAUUCCAAAACUAGUAUCCCGUGAAGCUCCAUGGCUCCUCGAAGAGGAAUGGGUAGACCUCUCCCUUACCGCUUUCCACCUUAAAACGGCUCCAGAAAUAGAGGUGAAGGGAUUUUUUGAUGAGCUUUGCUCUAAACUCAAUGUUACCCACUCCCAGAUGGUUUUCACCGAUGGAUCGGCAGAUGACAAAAAGAAAGGCCUUGCUGUCACUUCCAUGAACACCAAUAUAGUAAACUACAAAUGUGAUGAUGAGUACAACAUAUUUGAGCUAGAAUGCAAAGCCAUCAGUCUGGCCGUCGAACACUGCAGCGAAAUCCCUGAUGUGGUCUGGGUAAUCUUUUCUGAUUCACUAUCCUGUCUUCUCGGAAUUCUCAACAUCAAAAACUCUCACCCCACAAUCUCUAAAAUUAGAUCCUCACUAAUAUCCUCAGGCGGGAGGAUAAAAUUGGCCUGGAUCCCCAGUCAUAAAGGAAUUGAAGGAAACACGAAAGCUGACCAGGAAGCAAAAGAAGCAGCAAAUAAAAUCUCACAGGAUCUCAGCGAAAUUCCCCUAAGUGGGCUGCUCUCUAAAAUAUUCUCCCACACCUCCCGUAUCCACGAAGAGUGGAUCACGGAAAGCACACAAGGAAUGGGGUCCUUGAUGGGAUACUCCACUGAUGGGCUAGAAACCGCACCCGAAUUGUCGAGGAAAGAACAGACGAUCAUCGGGAGACUGAGGAUCGGACACACACGCCUCACUCACAACUUCAAAAUGGUGCGAGGAGGACAACCUCCCCAAUGCGAAAUCUGCAACGACGUCCUGGACGUCAUGCACCUCCUUAACGUGUGCAGAAAAUACUCCGACCACAGAAGCAGAAUCCUUGGCAAUUUUGAUUAUAUAAAAUGUCUAAAAGAGCCUGACUAUCACAUAAAAAUAAUCAAACUCAUAGAUGCCAUGGGGCUCUCCGCUGAAAUCUGAGUAGGGAAAUUCCAGGGUGCACUCCGACAGGUUGACUGGGUGCACACCUGGACCCGCCUUUCCCAACUACACUCAAAUAUUUUCGUCUUUUUUUCCAAUUCAUUUUCAAUUAUAAAUUCCACCCACAUUGUCCUCAUUCACAACUUUCCAUGCACAUCCUCCAUUCAAAACCUUGCAGCCACAACACUAAAAUGCCACACAAAACGUCUCCACACAAAAACAUACACACAAAAACGAAGGCGAUAUGAAGAAAGCCUUUACCAGUAGCAGUAGUAGUAGUAGUAAACGAAAAAAAAUCCUUUUGUGUUCACUUUUAAUGGUCUUCUGAAUGAAAAAAAAACAAUGUUAAAGGACCUCCCUUAACUCACAUGAUUUUGCGGAUAAGACGAUAAUCUAGUCGAGGAUGGGAAGAAUGUUGAGAAAAUGUUUUAUGUAUAUUUUUUUUUCAAAUUUUUCAAUGUUUUAUUUUCAAUAAUUGAACUUUUUACACACCAUUGAAGUGUUCUCUAAUGUUUAAGAAAAUUUUCUUUAUGUAAGACGAAAAAAUGUUAAAAACUAAUAACGAAUAAUUGAAAAAAAAUCAGCCGAUAUUAUGGGAAUAAAUUCUUUUAAAAAAUAA